Bacillus rossius redtenbacheri is the source of this 5421-nucleotide messenger RNA. RefSeq names its product protein adenylyltransferase Fic (gene Fic). NCBI's taxonomy places the organism in Eukaryota, Metazoa, Arthropoda, Insecta, Phasmatodea, Bacillidae. Gene Ontology annotation, molecular function: protein binding. The transcript has 4 exons. Bases 158 to 1663 code for a protein of 501 amino acids. The record is from RefSeq and is a predicted model, not a curated record.
AAUUAUGGCACACAUUAAUAAAAGCAUUCAAUGAUUUUACUUGCAUAGUUGUUCAACCUUGUUUGUUUAUCUUUUUUUUGUCUGUCUGGUUGGAAAUGUCAGGAACUCAGGAACAAGUACACCUUGUUCAGCACGAAGUUGCAUUUACCAAUAUGUAAUGUGUCGAAUUUUAACUCUCUGUAGUGAUAUAUAUAAAAAAAAUAAUCCUACGAGUGUGUUACUGCCACAAUCAAUAAUGAUUUCCGGUUGGUGGGUUAGGAAAGGGCAACGUAUGAAAAACAUUUUGUUAAAUAUCUGUUCUUGUUUGUUUAUAUCGAAAGAUAUGAGUAAAAUGAUUUUGUAUUCAACUUUCGUGAGCUUGUUGAUGGGAUUUGCGGUAACGAUUUUGUCUGAAUACUUGCGAAAUCAAUAUUGUGUGGAAGAGAACAGUUCUGUGAGGCAUGGGUUUGCACGACGUUCACCUUUCAUGGCGCUUCCAGAGGAGAAGGAUCUUCAUGUUUCAGACGACUUUGUGUCUGGACUGGUGUUGCCUGGCACUUCUGUGGCAAGUAACAAGAAAAAAGCGAAAUCUCAAGACCUGGACGCAGAAGCUCUGGGCUCGCUGCGCGCCGCGCUGGAGAUGCGGCUGGCCGGCAAGAACGAGAAGGCCCUGAAGCUGUUCCAGCACUCGGUGGCGCUGGCCCCCCAGCACCCGGACGUGCUCAACCACUACGGGGAGUUCCUGGAGGAGACGCAGAAGGAUAUAGUGCGGGCGGACCACCUGUACUUCCGGGCCCUGGCGCUGUCCCCGGGCCACACCCGCGCGCUCGGCAACCGCGAGCGGACCGCGCGCAUCGUGCAGGAGAUGGACACGUCCGUGCUCGAGCGGAUCGACAAGAAGCGGGACGCGCUGUCCGCCAUCCCCAACUCCAACUCUGCCUUUCGGCGGGCCAAGAAGGAAGCAUACUUCCAGCACAUCUACCACACGGUGGGCAUCGAGGGCAACACCAUGACGCUGGCGCAGACGCGCUCCAUCGUGGAGACGCGCAUGGCCGUCGCCGGCAAGAGCAUCAUGGAGCACGGCGAGAUCCUGGGCCUGGACGCCGCCCUCAAGUACAUCAACUCCUCGCUCGUCAACAGGCUGGGGGCCAUAACCGUGAAGGACAUCCUGGAGAUCCACCGCAGGGUGCUGGGCUUCGUGGACCCCGUGGAGGCUGGGACGUUCCGCCGCACGCAGGUGUACGUGGGGGGCCACGUGCCCCCGGGCCCGCUGGAGAUCACCCUGCUCAUGGAGGAGUUCUCCCGCUGGCUGAACUCUGAGCGGGCCGCCCGCAUGCACCCCGUGCGCCACGCGGCCCUGGCGCACUACAAGCUCGUCCACAUCCACCCGUUCAGCGACGGCAACGGCCGCACGGCGCGCCUGCUCGCCAACACCAUCCUCAUGCAGGCGGGCUUCCCGCCCGUCAUCGUGCUGAAGCAGGACCGCCACCGCUACUACGAGCACCUGGAGGCGGCCAACCGCGGCGACGUGCGGCCGUUCGUGCGCUUCGUCGCCGAGUGCACGGAGCGGACGCUCGACCUGUUCCUGUGGGCCACCGGCGAGUACGCCUCGCAGCUGCCCGCGCUCGACCAGGUGUUUGACGGCCGGACGAUAGUGCUCGAAGGCGACGACGCGCACGCUUGACGCGCGUUUGCAAAAGCAGCCCUUUUUUUUAUUAUAGUCUCUUAUGAUUUGAUGCUCUUCAGAACCUUCUCUCUGUGUUAUUUCUUGAUUAUACCGUAUUUACUCGUGUAUAGCGCGCCCCACGAUUUUUGCAACAAAUUCCAAAGAAAAAAAAUUAAAUUUUUUUUCCCAUAAAUAAAUUUUACUAACAUUUUGUGGUACCUCCUAAGUAAUUACUUUUGAAACAAAUGAUAAUUUAAAUUGAUGUGCGGUGAUGCGUCAGGAAAAUACUUAAACUUUGCUGUGUAGACGGAAUAUAAUGAAGCGCUGAAUCGUCACAACUGGUACGUGGACGAGAGGGAUGGAGGGAGGGAGGCAGGCAGGAACGGGACUAUGACCAUCAAGUAACCUUGACAGUUGACAGGACUAAACACCACCACUCCCGUCACGUAGCUUCUACAUAGAUAUUUCAACUGAUAGUUAACGCACUUUUAGGGACACGCAAAAUGAAGCGUGCCACGCGACGUUGCUAAGCUGGCGCGGAGGACUGUAUGACUCACCGAUAGCUGCUGGGAAGAGGAAGCUAAGGAAGUGGGAGGGGGACUGGUGACAGCAUUCUCUCUCUCUUUUAUUUUACUAGCUGCGCUGGCUUUCUGUAGAUGGGGAGGUCUAAAAAUAAACAAGAGAUGUGCGAGCUUGCAUGUGCAUGUGUGUGUGUGUGUGUGUGUGUGUGUGUGUGUGCACGCACGAGACCAGGUUGUGUGCGUGUGGGUGUGUGAAAGAGAGUACUUGUUGCUUGUGCGUAUGUGUGGGGGCUGGCCAGAAACGUCACCCAGCAGUUAACGACAUCCACUCCUCCUCCCCGCCCUCACUUUUUUUUUCCGUGUAUUGCGCGCAUCCUUAUUAUUUUCCAUUACUUGAGGGGAAAAAAGGGCGCGCUAUACACAAGUAUAUACUGUAUUUGCUUAUGUUGAUUUUUAUAUCAUUAGUUUGUUUUUUUUACAUUAAUGUGUAAUAUUUAAAUGUUGCUCUUGCUCAACCAGCAUUUCUUUGAUAUCACUAUAAAUCAAGAAUUUUAUUGUUUCUUUAGUAGGUGGAGGUUACUAAUAAUCAUAGGUAUUGAUUGUGUUGGAUAAAUAUUUACAUACAUUAGCUUAGCACCAAAUUCAAUUUACUAAAAGUUCUACCAAAUUUGCAGUAAUGUUAGUUAUACUUAAAAAAAUUUAUUGAAAUGUUUUUUUACUGUUUUGAGCUAUUGAUAAAAUGUAAAUCUUUUUAUAUUGCUAAGACUGUUUCUCUUGAAACUAAUGUUGUUGAUCAAUGUUUCCCCAAAGUUUUGUUUUGAUGGCCAGAGGUUCUUGAAUUAUAAUCUCUAUAAAAGGUAGAGGGAUUAAAUUUUUGUUCCCAUUACAUACAUUUUCUUAACUUUUAGAGCCAAGAUUUCAUGGUGUUAUAAAAAAAAAGUAAAUUUUGUCAUUAAAAAUAGUGGGUUUUGUUUUUAUAGUCAUUAAUAAGUAAACAUGUAAUAGUAAGAACAUUUGAAACACAAUUACGUUGAUCAACUGCUUUAAAAAUGUGUGGUAAGUCAAGUUACAUCAAUAUUCUUCACAAGAAAGUUAUAAAUAUGAAUAUAAAAAGGAUAGCUAUGACUAGAGCCAAGAUAUGAAGAUAUAUUAUAUUUUGACAAGUUUCAUUGUUAUCAUUUUUAUUUUUAAAGUAUUGUGCUUUAAUACAUAAAAUUACUGAAAUAUGUAACCAAGAAAUGGUGUUAUUGGAAUUACUAAACAUUUAUAACAAUUUCAGCAGUGGGAUUAAAAUAUUGAAAUAUGUACAUAUGUAAUUUAAGUUUAGUUCCGGUGCCAACAUACUUAAAAAUUUUAAUUUUAAUUAUUGUCCCUGGCUUAUUAUUUUAAUACCAUUAACAUGAAAUUCAAAAUCUAUAUAUAAUUUUAAAAGCUCAUAAUCAUUAUGCUUAUUCAUUUUCUGGUGAUGUUUCUCUGUGGCCUUUGCCCCUCUUACUGUAGGGUAUCAGCUAUAGACAUUAUUUACUUUACUUUGGACAAACCAUACAGAGUCACUAAAUCAAUUUUUUUUAAUGUGAAUUUCACUGCAUUGUUUUGUUUUGCUUUGCAUUUUGGUGUUAUGCCGUGUAUUGACUUCCAUUUCGAUGUUAGGCAGUGCAGUCACUUCAAUUUUGUUGUAAUUUCAGUUUUAUUGCCAUUCACCAUUUAAUCGUGCCUCUACUAAUUGCUAACCUUUGAAGUUCUCACAGAUGUAAUGCUGAACUAUCUGCUGUUGACGUAUUUAUGAUUUUUCCACUUGCUCAAGAUCUCGGCCUGAUUAAUAUUUACAUAAACCUGAGUGAGGCACUGCAUUGUUUUCGCAGUCUGCAUGUCUCCCUUCAUUUUCAUGUGUUUAGCUGAAUUCACGAUAACCCAAGAACGGAACAUGAAUGCGACAGGACAAAUGCCUGGAAAUAUAAAACUUAACUAACAGCGGCACCUCUCCACAGUUAGCGUUCAGGUGGCGAAAGAAGCCCACGAAUGAAAUUGGUCUGACUUCCUUCCAAACAGUCAAAUGGCAGCAUUUGGUAUCAAGUAUACAAUGUGAUAAUACCAAAACUGUCUCAUAAAUUGGGCAGCUAAAUUAAUUCCUAAAAAAAAUCUAGUUUUUAUCUCAUUAUUGCAUGCAUUAUUUGUGUGCACGUAAUCUUACAAAAUACUGGGAAUGAUUAAAAAAAAAAAGUGUCGUAUCUCGUAGUUUAACCAUCAUAAAAGGAAAAAAAAUUAAAUUGUUCUUACAUGCUUUGUUUACUUCUUUAUUUACCAUCAUAAUAGCAAUUUUUUUUUAAUGCUAACCAUUCUCUAUUUGCUCUGUCUUUUCUUGGCAUUCUGCUUAUGUUUCGUUCUUAGUAAUUGUGUAUCCAGCUGCUGUAAUUCUCACUGUCUUGGUGAUGAAUUUUCUGUGAUUAGAAUAGUCAAAUACAUCUAGACCAUUUUACAUGAAAGAUCAUCCAUGUUGGUGGAAAUUCUGUGUUAUCUCGCUACCUCGCUGCGAAAUAUAUAGUUUCAUUAAUUGUGUCAAUGUUUGUGUGCAAGCUAUUGUGAUUAUAUUUUCAUUGCACAAAUUUUGCAUGGGUACAAAGACACUGAUAAAAUAUUUAUUUAUCGUAUGUACUUCUAAAAUUUCCUUUGUCUGUGCUUUAAAAAUAACACAUUAUUUACUACAAUUUAGUGUGAAAUGAAAUUUGUAUGUUUUUUGUAAGUUGAAACGACCAAGUAUUACGAGCAUAUUGAGGGGUAUGGUCACGUUCAAGAACGAUUUUGUAUGAACUUGCAAACAUGUGAAUGUUGGUUUUGUGUAUACAUACAUAGUUCUUAGGCUUAGGUUUGAAGACCAACGCAUGAACAGCCAAAGAUUGGUGGAAAUACUCUGUGCCAUACAUCAACUCAAAGUUGGUGCACUAUUUUUAAGACUGCAAUGUUUUUGUAGUUGUUGACUUGUGCUGCAGCUGAGGCAGUAUUGUUGUUAUGUGGACAAAGUCUGGAGAAUCACAUUUAGUCUGUGGUUCUGUCGAUGGUGCUUGCCGUGUGGUUAUUUAUUGCAGGAAAAUGUUAACUUUAAUAAAAACUAUAGUUCCUUUUUUUUUUUAUUCGUUUUAUGUGUAAUUGUGAUAUUCAUGUUGUUUCAAUUUUUUGAAAAGAAUUCUGUUCAUAAUAAUUGUUAGUUUACUUAUUUGUCUAAAAACACUUUAAAAAUAAAGUUGUAUUCUAUCAUGA